ACCGGGGGGGGGGGGGGGGGGGGGGGGGGGGGGGGGGGGGGGGGGGGGGGGGGGGGGGGGGGGGGGGAGAUGACGGGCAUGGAAGGGCAUACCAACAGAUGCUUCUUCAGCAACCUGGCAGUUCGCCGCGUGCUGUGCUUCCCAGCCACAGCGAGAUUGCGAGCAUGCAGGCGGUGGAGACCCACCAUGCGGAGUUGACCGCGGAAUUGGAGGAGGUGAAGGAGGCAUGCGCUCCUUUGGGGUCCUCAUACGCAGACCGCAUCAUCAAGCGUGUGCAGGCCUGCAUGCAGCACAUGCUUGAGCCAGCUCACUGCGCUGGGUUCUUACUGAACCCCCGCAUACGAAAUGUUCACUACUUUUCCAGCGAGGUGUUGGAGUACCAUGCUUGGCUUGUGAGGCAAGCCAAGAGGUACAUCCUGACGCAGACGGGUUUCGAGUUGGAUGGUCCGGAGUACCUCCUUGCCUGCCGACAGUUCGAGGACUUCCACAUGCAGCAUGGCGUGUUUGGUGAUUGGGGCGGGGUGGAGGGGCGUGCUUGUAGGCGCGCGUGUAGCGGUGACACCGGGACGAUCGAGUGCGCGUUUUGGUGGUCCCAAUACGGGGCUAGGGCGCCUGAGUUGCAGCGGUGCGCUCUUCGUGUGAUGCACAUGUGGUCCUGCGACUCUCCAACGAAGAGGAACUGGGCAGUCCACGAGGGCAUCCACACGAAGAAGCGCAACCGGUUGAACUUUGAGAAGGUCGUGCAACUCGUCGAGAUCACCGCCAAUAUGCGGUUGACAGAGUAUCGGCGGGCAGGAUGCGGUUACGUGCUGCCAUGGCAGCGUGACGAGGGGAUGCUGGACUGCCAGGCAGGAUUGGAGUUGGAGCCGGUGAGCACGGGCACACGCAAGGGGAUGACGGAGGAGGAGAUUGCCCAGCAGGUUGCGCCUGUUACGCGAGAUCUCAUCGGGGCUUCUGCACCGCCCGCCGCUGAUGCAGUUUUCGCGAGACGUGCUUGCAUUUUCUGUUCGUACCCCAGGGACGAUGACUCGGAUGAGGAGCGUGCACCCGAUGGAGUAGAUGACCCUGCGCUCCGCAUCCCUUGUGAGAUUGACGAGAUGCACGAGGAGGCCGAUGACGCCGAGAAGGAGGGGGAGGUGGCAGCAACGGAGCAGGAGGCAUCAACCGUCGGGACAACGGAGGAGGAGGUGCCAGUACGAGUGACGACUGAGGAGGACGUAGCGGCGGCGGCAGUGGAGAUGGAGGAGGAGGUAGCUUGGGAGGGGGACAUAGCAGCAACAAUGGAGAGGGAGGAGGAGGUAGCGGCAACGGCGACAUUGGCAUCCAUUCCUAUGUAUCAUGAUGGUGCGGACGCCGAGGACCACCUCGUGCAACGCUUCAUCGCGGAGGAGGUUGAUCCAGUCGUGGGGGAUUUGACCCCGUGUAUGGCGAUGGAGCUGGGGAUUUCUCCUCCGACAGGGGGGGCGGGGUCGGAGAUGGGGACGCACUUCGACUUCGACAUGUCGAUGGGCGCUCCACCUAGUUGCGGCGGGGCGACAUCGACGGAUCGGGCGCCGUCACGGCACGACGGAGCAGGCGAGACGGGGACGCAGGCCCCGAGAGAGAGGAUAGAGGCGGCGUCCCCGGACACAACACGCGACAUCAUGAAGCGAGAGAGGACUCGACUUAUGACAUCGAGUAACCCGCGUGCUCAGGCGUUCGCACACGCCUUGGAGGAGGCGAGACGUCGAGAGACGGGGGAGGUUGGUGUGCAGGGUGGGGUGGUGGCGAUGGAGGACGUUAUGGAGGGAGUGAGAGCAGAGGCGGACGAUGAGGCUAUGCAGGGUGGGCCAAAGGUAGUGGAUGUCCCUGUGGAGGGUGGGCCACAGGCGGUGGAUGAGGUAGUGCAUGCAGGACAGGGGCGAGACGAGGGGGCUGGAGAUGCACGGCCCAUGGUUCAGGAGACAGCGACGGAGGGAGGCGCUGCACUUGGAGAGAGUUUGGGGGCGGAGGGGUUGGGGAUGCCUCAUGGAUCCCGGCGUGAGCAGACAAUCGCAGAGGCUAGUGCGAGGGUUGUUUUGUUGAGGAAGGGAGGAGGCCCUGUCACCAUUGAGGAGGAUGAUCCUGAGACGGUACCGGCAGUGCGGGAGGAGGACGAGGAUUAUAAGGGCGAGGAGGAGAGUGAGGAGGAGAGCGAGAGCGGAGACAGUGGUGAUGACGACGACAAUGAACCCCCACCUCCACCACCGACGGGUGCAUCUAGACGCUCCGCUGCGCUGACUUCUGCAUCCGCACGAGGGAGGAGGAGGUCGACAUCCGACACUCGAGGGGGUACGAGGAGAGAGAGUGGGAAGGGGAAGAGGGGUCAGUGACCGUGAGGCCAACACUCAACUUUUCCCCUACUUGCACUCUAUUUCAUCAUGUCGUGUGCUGCUGUUUUUUUUGUCGUGUCGUCUUGUCUUAGUAUUGUACUA
Chara braunii is the source of this 2453-nucleotide messenger RNA. NCBI's taxonomy places the organism in Eukaryota, Viridiplantae, Streptophyta, Charophyceae, Charales, Characeae. The record is from the annotation of a GenBank genome assembly.